This is a messenger RNA of Cryptomeria japonica (Japanese cedar), 3635 nucleotides long. RefSeq names its product pentatricopeptide repeat-containing protein At5g27110-like. The coding region runs from base 273 to 3095 and encodes 940 amino acids. NCBI's taxonomy places the organism in Eukaryota, Viridiplantae, Streptophyta, Pinopsida, Cupressales, Cupressaceae. The transcript has a single exon. Gene Ontology annotation, molecular function: RNA binding; protein binding. Gene Ontology annotation, biological process: RNA modification. The record is from RefSeq and is a predicted model, not a curated record. Gene Ontology annotation, cellular component: intracellular membrane-bounded organelle.
UGAUGGCUGGCUUAACUUGCAGACAUGAGAUUGGAGUCCAAACAAGUGCAAUAUCCUGUAACUCCCUGUAGAAAAUUAGUUGAUGACAUGCUUUACUUUUCUCAUAAAUUGAAACAUGACGCCAGAGUAGUCGAAGAAUCGAACGUGAGAACAGUAGAUGUGUCAAUCCUCAAGGGAAAAUGCUCACUGGCAAUGUCAUUGUGGUAGACGUAGGCUGAAAAACACUGCAUAAUGUCAUUGCCAUCCACUAUUCGUCUGAAUCUCACAGCAUUAUGUGGAAGGAGGCGUUGCACAGUCUGCUUGCUACAUACAACCCCCCUGAAGACUACUCUACAUAUCUUCAAUUAUUGCAGACCUGCAUUCUCAAGAACACGCUUUCGCAAGGGAAACAAGUCCACUCUUUCAUCGCUCACAGGCGAUUUGCCUUUGCUACACGCACAAUUUUUCAUAAUAAGCUUAUUCACGUGUAUGUCAAAUGCGGAAGUUUGGUGGAUGCCAGAAAAGUCUUUGACCAGAUGAAAGAACGAGACAGAGUCUCAUGGAAUACUAUUAUUGCGGCAUACAGAAGUCAUGGGUAUCCUGAAGAAGCAGUCACACUCUUUCACCAUAUGCAAGAAAUAGGUUUCCAGCCCGAUCAAUUUACAUUUGCCAGCGUACUCCCAGCCUGUGCCAAAAUGGGAGCUUUGGAACAGGGUAUGCACAUCCAUCAAAGCAUAAAGGAUGGAGGAAUUUUAUCAAAUGUUAUGGUUGCAACUGCACUGGUAGACAUGUAUGCCAAAUGUGGAAGCAUUGACAAAGCCCGUGAACUGUUUGACAGAAUCCCUCAAAGAAAUGUGAUCUCAUGGAAUGCCAUGAUUGCAGGAUAUGCACACAAUGGGUUUGCUGAAAAGGCUGUGGAAACUUUCAACCAAAUGCAAUUGACAGGUUUAAAGCCAGACUCCUCAACCUUUGUCAGCAUCCUCACUGCCUGUGCCAAAAUGGAAGCUUUGGAACAAGGUAUGCACAUCCAUCAAAGCAUAAAGGAUAAAGGAAUUUUGUCAGAUGUUGUAGUUGCAACAGCCCUUGUAGACAUGUAUGCAAAAUGUGGAAGCAUAGAAAAGGCACGUGAACUGUUUGACAAAAUUCCUCAAAGAAAUGUGAUUUCAUGGAAUGCCAUGAUUGCGGGAUAUGCACAAAAUGGAUUUGUUGAGAAGGCUUUAGAAACUUUCCACCAAAUGCAAUUGGCAGGCGUAAAACCAAAUUCCACAACCUAUGCCAGUAUCUUCCCUGCCUGUGCCAAAAUGGGAGAUUUGGAACUGGGUAUGGAAAUCCAUCAAAGCAUAGAGGAUAGAGAAAUUCUGUCAGAUGCUGUAGUUUCAACUGCCCUGGUAGACAUGUAUGGAAAAUGUGAAAAUUUAGAUAAGGCUCGUGAACUGUUUGACAAAAUUGCUGACAGAAAUGUGGUUUCAUGGACUGCAAUGAUUGCAGGAUAUGCACAAAAUGGAUUUCUCGCAAAGUCUUUGGAAACAUUCAAGCGCAUGCAAUUGGCAGGUGUAAAGCCAGACUCUACAACCUUUGUCAGCAUCCUCCCUGCCUGUGCCAAAAUGGGAGCUUUGGAUCAUGGUAUGGGCAUCCAUGAGAGCAUAAUGGAAUGGGGAUUUUCGUCAGAUAUUGUAGUUGGAAAUGCUCUGGUAGACAUGUAUGCAAAAUGUGGAAGCAUAGAAAAGGCACGUGAACUGUUUGAAAGAAUGCCUCAAAGAGAUGUUGCCUCAUGGAAUGCAAUGAUUGCAGGAUAUGCACAGAAUGGAUUUGUUGAGAAGGCUUUAGAAACUUUCAACCAAAUGCAAUUAGCACGUGUAAAGCCAAAUUCCACAACUUUUGCUAGCGUCCUCCCUGCCUGUGCCAAAAUGGGAGCUUUGGAACAGGGUAUGGAAAUCCAUCAAAGCGUUACGGAUAGAGGAAUUUUGUCAGAUGGUAUAGUUGCAACAGCCCUGGUAGACAUGUAUGCAAAGUGUGGAAUUAUAGACAAGGCACGUGAACUGUUUGAUAGAAUGUCUCAAAGAGAUGUCAUCUCGUGGAAUGCAAUGAUUGCCGGAUAUGCACAAAAUGGAUUAGUUGAAAAGGCUUUGGAAACUUUCAAGCAAAUGCAAUUGGCAGCAAUAAAGCCAAAUUCCGCAACCUUUGCCAGCAUCCUCCCAGCCUGUGCCAAAAUGGGAGCCUUGGAACAGGGUAUGUACAUCCACCAAAGCAUAAUGGAAGGGGGAUAUUUGUUAGAUAUUAUAGUUGGAAAUGCUCUGGUAGACAUGUAUGCAAAAUGCGGAAGCAUACACAAGGCACGUGAACUGUUUGACACAAUGCCUCAAAGAGAUGUUAUCUCAUGGAAUGCAAUGAUAGGAGGAUAUGCACAAAAUGGGUUUUGCAAGGAUGCUCUCAAAAUCUUUGAAUUAAUGAAGCAUUCUGGAAUAUAUCCUGACAUUGUAAGUUUUGCUUGUGUUCUAUGCGCAUGCAGUCAUGCAGGUUUAGUGGAUGAAGGCUGUACCUACUUCAAUCAAAUGAGUCACUCUUAUUCUAUUACACCUACAGUUGAUCAUUAUGUUUGCAUGGUUGACCUUCUUGCCCGUGCUGGCUAUCUAGAGGACACCUUAAACUUUAUCAUUAAGAUGCCAGUUAAACCUGUAACGCUUGUGUGGCUGUGCUUUCUUGGUGCCUGUAGAUCACAUAUGAAUAUAGGCUUAGGAGUAUUUUCAGCAAUGCUACUUUUCGAGCUGUAUCCUAAAAAUGCUGCCAGUUAUGUUCUUCUCUCAAACAUCUAUGCAGAAGUGGGCAGGUGGGAUGAGGUUCAAAUGGUAAGGAGGUUGAUGAAAGAUAGAGGAAUUAAUAAGAUCCCUGGAUGUAGUUGGAUUGAAGACCAUAAAAUAGUACAUGCAUUUUGUGUAGGAGACGGAUCACAUCCACAGGCACAGGAGAUCUAUGCAAAGUUGGACAAUUUGGCUUGGGAGAUGAAAGCAGCAGGGCAUUUUCCAGAUUCAAGACAGUUAGAUAACGAUGUCGAAGGGAAAAAGAAUUAUUUCUCGGCCACCAUAGUAAAAAAUUGGCAAUUGCAUUUGGUUUGUUGAACACACCCCAUGCAACAACUAUUAGAGUUGUUAAGAACCUUCGAAUAUGUGCUGACUGUUAUGCUGGUAUGAAAGUUAUCUCCAAGAUUGUUGGAAGAGAAAUUGUUGUGAGAGAUGGAAGAGAAAUUGUUCCCACCAUUUUAAAAGCAUGGACAAUGUUCCUGUGGAGGUUAUUGGUGAUGCUAACUGAAUCAAUAUGGAAAGUUGGAUUGCAUUAUAUUAAUGUGCACUGACUAGCAUAGCUCUAUUUCACUUUCUAGAAAGUGUUUUCUUUGGGUUUAGAGUAUUUGGCAUUCUAGAGCAUGUUGUUGGCUUUGUAGAAUUAGAUGUAUAGAGUGUAAUGCUGAUCAUUGCUUAUAUGUGCUAUGGGGUAUCUAUCAAAGAUAUGUUUUAUGAUAAAUAUAGAUAUUUCAUGAAAUUAUUUUCAUGGAAUGUGCAUAUGUAUGAAAUGAAAAGGUAGAUAGGAGGUGGAGAAUGGGAAGAAAUUAAUGGUGAUGAAAACUUCUAAGUAAAUGGAAAGAUGCUUGAUUGAAAAGAAAC